Messenger RNA from Phaeodactylum tricornutum CCAP 1055/1, 1150 nucleotides. RefSeq lists its product with no specific name. Gene Ontology annotation, molecular function: 3'-5'-RNA exonuclease activity; nucleic acid binding. Gene Ontology annotation, biological process: nuclear polyadenylation-dependent antisense transcript catabolic process; histone mRNA catabolic process; poly(A)-dependent snoRNA 3'-end processing. The record is from RefSeq and is a predicted model, not a curated record. The annotation marks the transcript as partial. Lineage: Eukaryota; Bacillariophyta; Bacillariophyceae; Surirellales; Neidiaceae. The transcript has a single exon. Gene Ontology annotation, cellular component: nucleolus; nuclear exosome (RNase complex).
CCAUGAUACCCACCACAACAAUACCCACCACGACAAUACCCACCACGACAAUACGCACUAUACCACACUGACCGAUCCUUUAUUGUGGGAAGCCUGCGCCGACGCCUGUGACGUUCUCACGGAACGCGUCGAAACCUACUUGCGCGAGGCGGAGAAUCGGGUGGACCUGGCGGGACUGCGUCACGUUGUCAUCGACUCGCAGACCAAGGUAGCCCGCAUGUUGGCCCAAACGGUCGUAAUGGAAAAGCCGCAGGACGUCUAUCCUCAUUGGCAACGUUCCCACCACGACCGUCGGGAACCCUUCGUGCCCUCCUUGACGCACAAACCACACGCCACGGUACCGCUCGAUCUCACCUUGGUUCCGGGACACGGACUCGAUACACGACGUGGUACCCUCCACGCGACACCGCUUCUCCCCGACGACCUCGUCGCGCCUCACCAACACGUACCCCAUCCCUACCAACACGAACUGACGCACCAUUCGGAGUCCGCGCAACGGCUACCUCCCCCCGUUGUCGCUCCGCCACCGUUGACUCCACCCCGGUCCGGGAUCCUACCCGCUACCUGGAUUGAUACCGUGGACGAAUGGCGGCGUUUGGGAGAACGCUUGGCACACGUUACCGAAAUUGCCCUCGAUCUGGAAGCGCAUUCCUACCGCAGCUUUGCCGGAAUGGUCUGUUUACUGCAACUCAGUUUCCGCGACCAUCACUAUCACGACAAGGAUGACCACGACACUCCCAACGACAACGACGAUACUAACGACAAUUCCCCCACCGUGCACAAUUUUCUCAUCGACACAAUUGUUCUCAAACCGUACCUGAACGAAGUUUUGUUGCCGGUGCUUACCAAUCCCGACGUGGUCAAAGUCCUGCACGGCGCCGACUCGGACAUUGCCUGGCUCCAGCGUGAUUUCGGACUCUACAUUGUCAACCUCUUUGACACCAUGCGCGCCGCACGCGCCCUGAAAUUUCCGCGGGCUAGUUACGCCUACGUGCUGCAACACUACGUCGACGGACUCCACGCCGACAAGUCCGCACAGUUGGCCGAUUGGCGCGUCCGCCCCCUCCCCGAAGCUCUCCAACAAUACGCCAUCCAAGAUACGGCCUACCUGCUCGAUAUUUACGACCGCAUGCGCUACGACUUGUCGCAA